Molecule: messenger RNA, 1320 nt
Organism: Melampsora larici-populina 98AG31
Lineage: Eukaryota; Fungi; Basidiomycota; Pucciniomycetes; Pucciniales; Melampsoraceae
Exons: 6
Coding region: 1-1320 (439 amino acids)
Source: RefSeq, a predicted model, not a curated record
AUGAUACUGAUUGUCACAAAUGCAUGUUUGACUUUGGCCGUGUGCCAUCACUCUGCCGUGCCUACCUCCGAUCCUCCCACCCUCAUUUAUUCUGGUACUCAAAACGCAACACUGGAGCACCUCGAGCUGAUCAACGCCGCCCGAGGUCACCCUGCUGAGGCUGCAAAUGGCCAAUCAUCUUUUGCUCGGCGUUAUCACGCCACCACUGGUCCAAAUGCAAAACUAGAUGCUGUUCAGGCAGAAGGUUACAUACCUUUAGAGACCGAUUCGAGUGUGGUUGCCGCGGAAGAAAAGCGUCAGCGCGAUGCAGGGAUGCCACCGUGUGACUGCUCCAAUUGUGAGCCAGAGGAGGCCGAAGCGCUCUGGCUCGCGCAACCGGCCCUCACUAAUGAGAAUUUCGACGCCGCGCUGGAAAUGGACACCUCUGAGCUCCGAGACUUGUUGAAGACCCUCCCAAAAACCCCAGCCGGUUUGGUCGCAGACUUGCGUCAUAUCGCAAUGCCGUGCGACCAAGUACCCUCGUCCGUGCCAUCUCGCACCGGACGACUAUUUCGGCCGGGAUCUGGCUUGGGACUUGGCGAAAAUGUUGAUCUCCUACGUCAACCGGAAGAUCUCGGUCUGAUACUGGCUAGCGAAUCAAUCGAAGGGCAAUUUGACCUACUGUUCAAAGAGAUUCUACUCUGGCAAGAUGACAGUGCGGCCGCUGAAGCCAUCGCCCAAGCGGCAUCAAAGAGAGCCGCGGCAUCUCGAGCACCUCCAAAGGCCAUCCAAUCGGUGGAGGGGGCUCAACUCUCUAAAAUUCGAGCGGAAGCCUGUAGAGUGGCCUCAAAGGAGGCCAGGCUGGUCGAAAAAUAUUUGGCCACUCAGGCCAAAGCGUCUGAAAAGGCUGCCGCCCUGGCCAAAAAAAACCAGGACAAGUUGGAGGCCGAUCAACAACGGGCUGCACUGAAGGAAGCUCUCUCUAUUGAACAUGCUAAUCAACGCGCUUUGGCGAAGUCCCAGCGCGCAGCGGAGAGUGCAGCGAAGAGACUCGCGUCAGGUAUGGGCAAACAUUGUCCACAGGCGACUACUCCUGCCGCAGAGGCAGGAGUGACUCCCCCAAAGCGCAUCGGUGAGAUGAUGGCGGAACCCAGUUGCGCCAAGAGACGUGCAACUCAGCAGUCACUGACUCCGCACGAGGGUUCCCCAACUCCCAAAGGCGUGAGCGAAGUACGAUCGCAACUGGGAAUUCCCCAGACUGGCUGUCCCAGGAUGACAACACAUCAGCAGCCCCCCACCGGAACCUCGAUUUACGACCCGCGGCUUGGUCCGCGCGAAUGA